AUGUCCAAAAAUGCACUGCAUCGGCCCAGCAAGUGGAGACACAGCACAUCCACCCCCUGCCCCACAACUGGGUCAGCCUCUGCCGACACUUUGCUGAUGCUCCUCGCCGCGCUGGCUGGCCCCGGCCGCAGCAGCAGGCAGAGGGGCCCCGGCCCCACAUGUCCUGAGGACGGGCAAGCGCUUAUAAUAUGCCACGCGCGGGCAGUGGCCGCAGCCCAGGCCAUGGCAGGGUCCGGCGAGGCUUUGGUGCUCCACCUCCUGCUCUGCUGCCUCUGUGGGGGUGUCGCAAACAUCAAGUGCUCGGGGCACGUGUGGAUCGAGCCGGCGUCGGUGGUGCCCAUGGGCUCCAACAUCUCCAUCAACUGCUUCUCCACCCUCGGCUGCUCCCGGGCCAAGCUCUUCAUCCUCCUCAACUACAACCGCCUGGAGGGUCCCCUGCAUCCCCUCAACAGCAGCGCCGUCCAGCUCCGGCUGCCAGAUUUCCGGAUGCCCUCGGGGACCAUCCUCUGCCUGGCACAGUGUCCCAACAGCCAGGAGACCUCGCUGGUGUGUGGCACCGACGUCCUGGCCGGCUACCCUCCAGACCCCCCCAGCAACCUGAGCUGCACCAUCAAGGAGGGCUCGGGGCGCCUGGCAUGUACGUGGGACGCGGGGCGGCCGACCCACCUCAGCACCCACUACACCCUCCACCUGCGCAGUGUGGGGACGGCGGCGGAUGCUGAGGAUGAGGAGGAGGAAGAGGUCUUCCCUGUGGACUCACCAGUGCUGCUGAGCACUCUGCGUGGUGGAAACCACUACUGGGCAUGGGUGCAAGCCAACAACACGCUGGGCACUGCCCGCUCGGCUACCCAGCGCCUGGACCUGCAGGAGCUCGUGGUACCUGCUCUGCCCCUGGUCGCUGGCGCCGAGACGAUGGAGAUGAAGCCUCCCAUCACCACCGUGCGCUGGAGGAGGCAGACGUUGCUGGAGAACCUGCACUGUGAGGAGAGACACAAAGCCACCAGUGACCCAGAGUGGCAUGUGGAGGUGUGGGACAGCACAGGGCAGGACGGUCCCCUCUCGAGGCACAACCUGGAGAGUGACACCCAGUACGUGUUCCAGGUCCGGUGCCGGCUCAGCCCCACCAACAGCCCCUGGAGCUCCUGGAGCACCCCCUUUCUCUACACCACCCCCGAGGCAGCCCCGGCCACGUCACCCGACGUCUGGCGGCACCUGGGCCCGGCCUUCCCGAACGGCAGCCACGAGGUGACGGUCUUGAUCAAGCCUCUGCUGCCCCGGGAUGCCCGGGGGAAGAUCCUGGGGUACACCAUAGUUGCUGGGAGGCCUGGGGGAGAUCUGCUCCUCUGCAACACCUCCAGCACCAUCUGCAGCAUCCUGGUGCCCCCAGGAACCCGUGUCCUCCACGUCACUGCUCACAACUCCAAGGGGGCUUCCAGCCCCGCCAGCAUCACCCUUGGCCAGGGCACCAGCAGCCAGGAAGAGUUCCCAGCGCCGGUGGCCAUGGAGGUCAACCCCACGAAUGGGAGCAGAAUCUCAGUGGCCUGGAAGCCCCCUCACGGCAGUGGGAGAUCCCCUCUCUGGUUCAUAGUGGAGUGGGUCACCACCACUCAGUAUAACCAGGAGGAGCAGUAUUUCUGGAAAAAAGUCCCAUACCAGGAAACACACACGUACAUCCCAGAAAAGGCCACAGCAGGUUGUCGCAUCAGUGUGUUGGUGUACGCGGUCUACCCCGAUGGAGUCAGCAAACCAAGCUCCGGCCAAGUCCCUUCAGAGAAGCAUCACGUAAGCAGCAUCUACAGCGACAUCUCCCACGAUGAUGACACUGGCGUUUUCCUGGGACUGGGAAUCAGUGUGAUCAUGUUAUCUGUUGUUUUUUUAAUUCUGAUGUUUAAAAAAUCAGCCAGAAAAAGAAUUAAGGCCACCGUUCUGUCGCUCUUGCCCAAAUGGCUGUUUGAAGACUAUCCCCACAUGGAAAACAGCAACGUGGUGAAGUCACUCCAGGAAAAGAGCCAUUUCACAAGUAACAGUUUCCAUGAACCAUUCUUGGACACCAGUGACCCCACAGUUACAGAAAUUGAGGAGGUGCCAGCGCACGAGGAGUACAAGAACGUGGCCACCAGGAGGAAGCCCAGCAGAGAGGUCCCCGAGGAUGGGGAACGCCCAGGGAACACGGUGCCCACCAGCAUCAUGGCCCCUGUGCAGAUCAGUGACUACAAACCUCAGGUGUCUGAUGGGAACCAGCUGGGGUACGUAGCUGCCAACUUCUACCAACCGCAGCCUCCCGCAGACCUCCCAGAACCGGAGACCAACAUCUUCUUCAGAGAUUACACGAGCCCCAUUGCCCACCUGUGGGACGGGGAGGGAGGUGGACACCAGGUCUGUCUACUGGAGAAGAUCAACCUCAUCCUAAACACCAGCCGGAGCGGGCAGAGCCAGGCAUUCAGCUCAGCUCAGGGGGGACAUGGUUCCCUCCUGGAGAACCCGUGGGGACACGCAUUGGCCAGCGAUGUCCAAGAGCAAACGCUAGUGCCCGACGAGCUGGUCUCCUGCCUGAGGGCCAUGAACAGGGAGUCAGGGGAUGGAAAGACUUGCUUUCCCCAAAGCGUUGGAAGAUUAUUUUGAAAGGAAUUGUAGUUGUGGUUAAAAAAACCUGAAGGGAUAGCCAUGGCACAUACCAGCCUUUAA
Molecule: messenger RNA, 2685 nt
Organism: Calidris pugnax (ruff)
Lineage: Eukaryota; Metazoa; Chordata; Aves; Charadriiformes; Scolopacidae
Gene: IL23R
Product: interleukin 23 receptor
Exons: 17
Coding region: 1-2622 (873 amino acids)
Biological process (GO): cytokine-mediated signaling pathway
Cellular component (GO): external side of plasma membrane; membrane
Molecular function (GO): protein binding; cytokine receptor activity
Source: RefSeq, a predicted model, not a curated record